Molecule: messenger RNA, 1958 nt
Organism: Gossypium arboreum
Lineage: Eukaryota; Viridiplantae; Streptophyta; Magnoliopsida; Malvales; Malvaceae
Product: probable CoA ligase CCL5
Exons: 5
Coding region: 135-1784 (549 amino acids)
Cellular component (GO): peroxisome
Molecular function (GO): CoA-ligase activity
Source: RefSeq, a predicted model, not a curated record
CUAAACUAGCUCACUCGCUUAUGUGACUGCCCAUACUUCGCUGUCUUACAGUAUAAAAUUGAUUCUUCUACCAGCCGACUUUAUUUGAAGAGUAGAAAAAUAAAAUAAAAAAAAAACAUUGGAACUGCAAAUCCAUGGCGGAAAACAUGAGCUUGGCAAUCGAUCCAAGGAGUGGCUUUUUCCGGUCCAAUUCUACCUUCUACAGCAAGCGCAAACCCAUUCCACUCCCCAAGAACGACUCCCUCGAUGUCACCACAUUUAUCUCGGCUCGGGCGCACCACGGUAAAGUUGCCUUUAUCGACGCCGCUACCGGCCGCCAUCUCACCUUCUCGGAGCUUUGGAGGGCUGUUGAUUCCGUCGCCACGUGUCUUUCCGACAUGGGAAUCCGGAAAGGCCAUGUGGUUCUACUCCUUUCACCCAACUCCAUCUUCUUCCCCAUUGUUUGCCUCUCUGUUAUGUCCCUGGGCGCUAUCAUAACGACCACCAACCCUCUCAACACGGCUAAUGAAAUCGGGAAACAAGUCGCCGAUUCUAAGCCAGUUCUCGCCUUCACUAUUCCUCAACUCCUCCCUAAAUUAGCAGGCUCCACCAUCCCGAUCGUGCUUCUAGAAGAUCACGUGAGCAGUCAGGCUGGGGAAGCGAAGAUUGUAACAACUUUACAUCAGAUGAUGAAGAGGGAACCGAGUGGGAGUCGAGUGAGGGACCAAGUCAACCAGGAUGACACGGCGACUCUGCUUUAUUCCUCUGGUACGACAGGUGCUAGCAAGGGAGUGGUUUCAUCUCAUAGAAAUCUUAUAGCCAUGGUACAAACGGUUAUAAACAGGUUCAGCAUAGAAGUAGGAGAAAAGUUCAUCUGCACGGUUCCUAUGUUUCACAUCUACGGCUUAGUAGCCUUUGCCACUGGGCUGUUGGCCUCUGGAUCAACGGUCAUAGUUUUAUCGAAGUUCGAGAUGCACGACAUGCUAUCAACCAUCGAGAAGUACCGGGCAACCUACCUACCUCUGGUGCCACCAAUUUUGGUGGCGAUGGUAAACGCCGCCGAUCAGAUACGGAAGAAGUACGAUCUGAGUUCGUUGCAUUCGGCGUUGUCAGGUGGGGCACCGCUUAGUAAAGAAGUGAUUGAGGGUUUUCUGGAGAAGUAUCCGAAUGUAAAGAUUCUUCAAGGGUACGGCUUGACUGAGUCAACUGGGAUUGGUGCGUCGACGGACUCAUUGGAAGAGAGCCGAAAGUAUGGUACGGCGGGGAUGUUGUCGCCUAGCAUGGAGGCUAAGGUUGUGGACCCGGAUAGUGGUAAGGCUUUGAACGUGAACCAGACGGGUGAGCUUUGGCUUAGGGGCCCCUCCGUUAUGAAAGGUUAUUUCAGUAAUCCAGAAGCAACGACGUCGACACUUGACUCGGACGGAUGGCUGAGGACUGGCGACUUAUGCUAUAUUGAUGAGGAUGGCUUCAUAUUUAUAGUUGACAGGUUGAAGGAGCUGAUUAAGUUCAAGGGAUAUCAGGUUCCUCCUGCAGAGCUUGAGGCAUUGCUCCUUUCCCAUCCGGAUAUCUUAGAUGCUGCGGUUAUUCCGUUUCCUGAUAGGGAGGUUGGUCAGUUUCCGAUGGCAUACGUGGUAAGAAAACCCGGAAGCAAUUUAUCGGAGACAGGAGUGAUGGAUUUCGUGGGUAGACAGGUUGCCCCAUAUAAAAGAAUUCGGAAAGUGGCAUUUGUAGCUUCAAUACCCAAGAAUCCAUCUGGCAAGAUUCUUAGGAAGGAUCUUAUAAAGCUCGCCACCUCCAAACUUUGAACAACAUCUAUAAUUUGUGAAACACCACCACUACUUGAUGCUUCUGCCUGAGUUCGUGGCCCUUUUUUUCUAAUUUAUGCUAUAAUAGAUUUUCUUUUGCUUGUUUAUUAUGAUUUUAUUGUGUUAAUUUGGAACUAGCAAAUGGAAGUUUGAAAUAAGAAGAUUUGGUAUAAA